Messenger RNA from Linum trigynum, 2590 nucleotides. NCBI's taxonomy places the organism in Eukaryota, Viridiplantae, Streptophyta, Magnoliopsida, Malpighiales, Linaceae. The record is from the annotation of a GenBank genome assembly.
UAUAAUAUAUUUAUAUAUGUAUAAAUCAUCAACUUAUAGUGAAAUUUAAAUUCUUCUCUAGGAUGCAUACCAUAUAGUCCGCUAUAGGGGCAUGACGAAUGUGCUUGAAUGGAACGACGUCAUCUUGCCCUUUCUAAAAAGGGCAAGAUUGGAUUCGAUUAGGCAUUUUAAUGGAAUCAAGAUCGACCGCCAACUCAUCACAGCAUUGGUAGAUAGAUGGCAAAAGGAGACACACUGCUUCAAUUUUCGUGAAGGCGAGUGCACCAUCACACUUAAGGACAUCGCCAUCCUAACCGAUUUGCCCAUCAAUGGUGAUGUUGUUUGUGUGGACUAUACGCCACCACCUAAAGUUGUUGCCAAUAUGAGUGGUUGGCAGCAUUUUAUAUGGACGGUCAUCGGGUUGUGUCCGCCAGAAAAGGGAGAUCACGAUGCGGAUGGUCAUCCACCAUUGUCCAAGGGCCAAGUAUCCAUCACGUGGUUGACAGCGGAGAUCAGGCGUAAGCACAACCCUGAGUUCGGAGGCAUUCCCCUCAUGGAGGAAAGUUCAGAGCGUGAUAAAGACAUUUAUGCACGUAUCUACAUCCUCGGCAUGAUCAGAGGAGUUUUCUUCCCCAAGAAAUCCAACAACCUAAUCAGCAAUUCAUGGUUAAGAUCAUACUUGGGAGUUGGGAUGAUAUGGGAAACCUGAGCUGGGCAUCUGCUUGCCUAGCUCAUCUCUACCGAUCCCUCUGUAAUGCUAGUGCGAGAGCGAUGAAGGAGAUUGAUGGGGCCAUGUUUAUCGUCCAAUUUUGGGCUUGGGAGCAUUUGCCAUGGAUUGGGCCGAAGGUAGACCCCGACAAGGAAUGGGGUCCCGACCAUCCCCUACCACAUGAAGCUUAUGGUUGUAGGUAAAUGUUUUCUAUCCCACUCAUAGUUCUCACCUUUUUUUUACUAAUUGGGUAUUUUAUAUAUUAACACUCCAUACUUUUUUGGCUUGAAUAGGUGGCUUGGUGAAAAAACAUGCGACAACCUAAGAGCGCAUAAGUUGGAGGAGUAUCGUAGGAGGCUUGAUCGCCUUUGGGAAGCAGAGGUGAGCAUCAUAAUACGCUAUUCCUACUUUUUUUUAACUUAUAUUAUUAUGUUGAUUAAUGGUCUAUUUUUUAUGCACCUUCGUAGCUUAAGUUCGAUCCGUAUCCAAAACGCAUUGUUGCGCAUCACGUCCACAAGUUCCCGUUACAUCUCGGUCACCGGUUUAUGUCUGGACAUGGUAAACCGCCGCCUGAUGGGACGGUUUAUCAUGCCUACAUUUAAACGCUUCCUCUUGAAGCGUUUUGUGGUAGGGUUAGUAUAUAACCGCGCCUUCUAGGAGCGGUUUUAGCUGGAAUUUAAAAACGCCUGUUGGCGAAGCGGUUAUAAUGUAAACCGCUGCCAGGAGGCGCGGUUUCUAUGUUAACCGCCCAUUAGAGGCGCGAUUUUUAAUAAACGAUGGUAUUUUUGGAAAUUGUUGGGAAUGGGUGGUAUUCUUGUAAUUUUUUUUAAACAGUGGUAGUUUUGGAUUUUUUUCCUCAAAUUCCAUGGUAUGAGAGUGAUCCUAAGAAGCUCUUUUUCGUCAUUGCACCCAAUUUAUCUUCACAUUAUGUGUAGAUUGUCACAAAUAAUUACUAUAUUUGUGACAAAGGUCGAUGUUUUGGCUACACAUAUGUAUUUUGUCGAAACUGAACCAUACAUAUGGUACAAUUUAAUAUUUAAUGUUUUAAUAAGUAUUAUUUCAGUUCCAAUUUCACAAUUAAUCACUUUCUAUAAGAUAUAAUAAUUUAAGGUAAAAUACAUUUCCUACUUGGUUGAAGAAGCUCUUUCUGUGAAUAAAAAAAAAGAAGCUCUUUCUAUAAUAUACAUUAAAACAAGGGGUGUGCCUACGGUGACAUGCAUGUCACGGUGACUUGCACUUUCCGGUCGACCUCAGUUAGGAUUAGGUUGACCUCAUUUAGAAUUCGGUCGACCUCAUAUAGGAUCUGGUCGACCUCAUUUAGGAUUCGGUCGACCUCAUAUAGGAUCAGGUCGACCUAAUCUAUUGUUUCAGUGUAAAAACAAUUCAUUGUGCCUACUUUGGAUAUUCAUAUCAUACAAUUGGCUAGAUGGAAAUUGAAGACUAAUGAUUUGUUUUGAAGCUGGAGUAUCCCACUACAUAUUGAAGUGGAAGAGAGCUCGAUAGGAAGUCCAGAAGACCAUUUUUGAACCUCAUCAAAAGGCUAUGCCAAAACUGGGAAACUGCCUGGAAAUGGCUAAGUCUGGAAACGUGUUUGUGAAGCCUAUUUUGGAGCUCAAUUCGAGAAGCAUGAAUACGAGUCGAGUCCAGGGGUCUCUACCACAUUAAAUUAGGUAUGUUUUUAUACAAAUUCAAGGCAUUGGAUGAAAGAUUGGAUAUCUGUAAGGCUUCAAACAAAAGGGUCAAAGUUGCUACGAAGGCUGUUUUUCUGGCAGACUUCGAGCACAAGCAAGCUGCCAGAAAAACAGCCUUUGUAGAAACUUCGACCCUUUUGUUUGAAGUCUUAAAGAUAUUUAAUCUUUCAUCCAAUUCCUUGCCUUUGUAUAAUAAAAUACGUAAUUUAAC